Procambarus clarkii (red swamp crayfish) is the source of this 2443-nucleotide messenger RNA. It is a transcript of the gene Gdap1, whose product is annotated as ganglioside induced differentiation associated protein 1. Gene Ontology annotation, biological process: mitochondrial fission; mitochondrial fusion. NCBI's taxonomy places the organism in Eukaryota, Metazoa, Arthropoda, Malacostraca, Decapoda, Cambaridae. The record is from RefSeq and is a predicted model, not a curated record. Gene Ontology annotation, cellular component: mitochondrial outer membrane.
GUGUACUAAACCGCUGGUUGUUGUUGUUGUUAUAGAUUCAGCUACUCGGAACAAGAUCCAAGUAGCACGGGCUAUGGUGAGCCCGUAGCUUACCUGGCACAGGAACGGAACAAGUAGCACAGGCUACAGUGAGCCCGUAGUGGCCUGACCUGCCACAAGAGCGGUGCUGUUGGAAAAAAUCCGCCGGUAUCCAAGACCGGUUAUGUACGAUUCGACCAGCCAGCCAGCCCCUCUCCACCAGCUCCCCCAUCACCCUCCAUCACUCUCCCUCACCCCCACCACCAUCAGCUGGACGGGGAGGACCACUGCCGGGACGCCGCCGCCACUGACCACCAUGACCUCCCAGGACACCAACACUAAUGGCAACGGCAACACCCUCAAGUUAUACUACUGGUACACCUCCUUCUACUCCCAGCGGGUUCUGAUGGCUCUAUAUGAGAAACGUGUGCCUUUUAAAACACAAAUAGUGUCAUUAUUGGCUGAGGAGCAGUAUGAGCCAUGGUUUUUAAAACUGAACCCACGUGCUGAAGUUCCAGUACUCACAGAUGGCGUUAAGGUCAUACCCGACUCAAUCCGUAUCAUUGAAUAUUUGGAAGACAACUUUUCUAAUGGGCAGUUUGGGCAGCUGACUCCAAAGGAAAAAGGCAGCGAGGAAAGCAAAAAUAUCCAGAGAUUUCGAGACCUUCUAGAGACUCUUCCUAUUCCUGCUUUAACGUUCGGAACAGCCAUUCAUCCAGAACUAGUGGAUAACCCCAAACCACCAUUCACUCCACUCCUCCUUAAAAGAAUGAAAGAAACCGCUAAGACUCGCCAUGUUAUUAUAAGAGAACAUGCAGAAAAGACUCCAGAAUUCCAAGAAGCCCUCAUGGAGAAGGCAGCUGCAGCAGAGCAUGGCUCACUUAACCUAAACAAAACCAGAGAAGAAAUGGAUGAGGUGUUACAGGAGUUUGACUCGGUUCUACAGAAAGUGGAAGAUGAACUGUCAUCCCAUACUGAAGGUAAAUCAUCUUGGUGGUUGUGUGGAGAGUUGUUUAGCAUUGCAGAUAUAGACUUGGCUAUUCUUCUAAAUCGCCUUAAUUGUUUGGGCUAUGAACGAAGAUUUUGGGCUGAAGAAAAGCGUCCUCUCCUGGAGGCUUACUGGUAUAAAAUACAGAAGAGAGAUUCAUUUAAGAGAGCUACAUACUUCUCAGCAAAUGCAAUGCGUUUGACUAAACUCCGCGGAACCCUGAAGCAAAGUAAAACUUUACUAGCAUCAUUAACAGCAGCAAUGGCCAUAGCAGUUAUAUCUUACAUAGUUUAUCGAAGGGUAUUGAAAUCAUAGGAGAGAAUAUUACAUUUAUUUUUAUAGUAGAAUGAGUGUGUAGGCAGAUACAAUUUGUAGUAUUUAGUUGCAUUGUGGUUGUAUUGGGGUUGAAUGGUUUAGAGCUGUUUUUAAUAGGACUCAAUAUUGGAAAAUAUUUGAAAUAUUUAUGAAAGUAGAUUUGAAAAUGUGUGAGAGAUGUGAUGUAGAGGUGCAAGAUUCUCUUUUAGUGUAGUCAUGCUGUUAAGGAUAAAACAGCAUUUUAUCAAUGGUACUUAAUUCUGGAUCAAUUUGCCUGAAAUUGGAUUACACACAUACAUAAUGCAGUAAUAUAACAAUCCUUGUACAAAAUACUUUGGUUAAGCAUCUUGGGUAAAGUAGUGAUACCAUUACAAUGUCAGUGAUAUACAUUCCUCGUUAGAGGCAGUGCUAAGUGUUAAGGGAGGAAGGAUAACAUUAGUGUGAGCUAUCUUUGACUGGUUCACUUAAUCUUGGUGACUGAACUGAGACCAAUUACAAAUACAAAAGCUCCAAUUUUCUUAAGUGAUGCUUUCCAGUACAGUACAUGGAAUUUAUAUUUGAAUUAUAUUUUUAAUUUUGUUGGUAUAAAUGAAUGAAGAGUACUCAGGACUGAAAUGUACUUUCUGAAUUAAUUUUAUGGACGUGAGAUGAUUUCAUCUGAAGAAAUAGGUUGUGUUUGUAUGACUAAUAAAUAUUUGGAAAGUAUCUUCCUACCUCAUGUUAAUUGAAGUUCUCUUCAAACUUUCACAAACUUAUUGCAUAUCCACUCACUAAUUGUAAUUAAAUUUUGUCAUAUGUACUGUACAGUGGAACCUCGACUUACGAAUCCGUAGGAGUAAAAUACUUACGAAUUUUUUGAGUUAUGACCCCAAUUUUGUCGGAAUAUUCGACUCGACUUAAGACCUUUGCCUCGAAUGUCUGUUGAUACACAUAUGGGUGGACCAAGUGCAUGGUUCCUGGUGGCACGGGCAACCCUGCCACAGUUUACCAGAGCCACCUGUCUAGUAAUGAUCAUGCUUGAAUUCUUUGUAAAGAAUUUCAUCGAUUUUGUGCUUUUUUGUUUUGGAACAUAAAAGUAAUUAUUAGAUAUCAUGCCACGGGUCCCAAGAAAGUCAGUGGUAA